Molecule: messenger RNA, 2505 nt
Organism: Vollenhovia emeryi
Lineage: Eukaryota; Metazoa; Arthropoda; Insecta; Hymenoptera; Formicidae
Product: speckle-type POZ protein A-like
Exons: 2
Coding region: 842-1996 (384 amino acids)
Biological process (GO): regulation of proteolysis; proteasome-mediated ubiquitin-dependent protein catabolic process
Cellular component (GO): nucleus; cytoplasm
Molecular function (GO): ubiquitin protein ligase binding
Source: RefSeq, a predicted model, not a curated record
UAUUAUAGGAUAGUUUCUCCCAGACCAUAGAUUGAUCAUGUACGAAGAGUAGUAUCGGAUGGCAUAUUCCUUCUCGAAUUCGAAUUCGAUCGGUGCACGUGAUCGCUCCCCAGUGUCCGAUCGGACACAAGUCCGAUCGGGCACAUUUUGUACCGGAUUUGCGUAUUUCUGUAAAGCACAAUAUUCUUGUGUACGUAUGGACCUUAGAACAUAUAUGAUAUGGAAGGGGAAUAGGGAAUUGAAAUGUGUCCGGAGGAAGUGAGAAAGAAAAUCGUAGUGGCCUAGCUCUCUCUUGUGAGCAACUACUCGAAAGUGCGCAUGCGCGCCAUUUCAAUAGUUAAAUGUAUUAUACAUUCACACACACACCGAUGCUUGUGUGACAGCAAAUGGCGCGCAUGCGCACUUUCGAGUAGUUGCUCACAAGAGAGAGGCCACUACGAUUUUCUUUCUCACUUCCUCCGGACAUAUUUUUCUCUCGAAAACAGUAGGCAUUCCCCUUCCAUAUCAUAUAUGUUCUAAGGAAAGCACCCACGGGCUUUAAUUCGCGUUGGUGAAACCGGGCCAUAGUGGUCUGUGGACUCCUUGGUCUGAUAUUGGAUAUCCAGAUUAUCCAGAGGCAAGCAUCAUUUCACUUUCCAGAAGAAUCUCUGCAGGUUUCACCUCACGCUGUUACGCUCUAUCCAGGAUAUAGAAAAGUUCUCGAAUCUUCUGGGUAUUCAUUCGUGUGCACUUUCUUGAGUGACAUCGUUGAAGUCAGACGAACUGUGCUAACAAACUUGUGGUGGACAACUGUGUGCCCCAGACAUCGUAGAUCACUUCAAAUUCGUGCAGCAGUAGUAGAAUGGCGAAGCACUACGUUGCAGAUUUACCAUCGGAGAGAAAUACUAAUUCCGUUGUGAAAGAGACACAGGGCUGGAGUUAUGUAGAAAUGGAGAACAUCAGCUACAAGUGGACGCUAAAUAAUUUCCCUAUUACGAACCAGUAUGAAAUCAGGUCGAGUAUAUUUUCUACCACCGACGAGUCAAAAUGGUGUCUGGUAGUAAACUUAUUUUCUGGCAUUGACUACAAGAACUACCUGUCAUUAUAUCUUGCUCUUAUUUCAUCUAAGAAACGUACAGUCCCAGCAAAGUUCAAAUUGUCUUUUCUUAAUGCCACAGGGAAAGUAAUACAUACAAAAGAGAGCAGUUCUAUUUAUGAAUUUAUUAAUGAUUGUACUAAUAAAGCUGACUGUACUCUCAUUCAGUCUGGAUUGGAUGGACAUCGUUCUGAUUAUAAUUAUUGCCAACACAAAUUUGAUGAAUGGGGCUAUGAUAACUUUGUCAGUAUCAAUACUCUGCAAGCUAAUGGAUUGCUAGCGAAUACAACAAUAUUAUGUGAGAUCAGCCUAGUAACAGACACGAGAAAUAUCUCUGACCGAAAUCGUGCAGUAUGGUUGGAAGUAUCGGAGUGUGAGGUGCUCAACAACUUAGGACUGCUGUUGGAGAACGAAAAAUUUUGCGACGUAAUGCUUACUGUUCGUGGAAAGGAGUUCCAGGUGCAUAAAGCAAUUCUCGUAGCACAAAGUCCCGUCUUCAACGUAAUGUUUGAAAACGAGAUGAAAGAGAAAAAAACUAAUCAAGUGGACAUCGACGAUAUGGACCCCGAAGUCCUGGAAGAAAUGUUGCGAUUUAUCUACACUGGUAAAGCGACGAAUCUGGAAAAGAUGGCGGACGGUUUGUUAGCUGCGUCGGAUAAGUACCAGUUAAAUACACUGAAAGUAUUGUGCCAGGAAGCCCUUUGCAAAAGUUUAACUAUUGAAAAUGCGGCCGAAAUCCUAAUACUUGCCGAACUCCAUAGUGCCGAUCAGUUAAAAGCAAAAGCGAUAGAUUUUAUUAAUACAUAUACGGAUGUGAUGGACACUGCAGGUUUCAAGUCCAUGAAGAAAUCCUAUCCGCACCUGAUAAUAGAAGCUUAUUAUGCUAUACGAACCAAUCCACCGGUUUCAGCAGAAAAAUAAACAAAACCAGUGGCUGCUGAUUGCACUAGGUAUGACUUCCACACCAUUUCCAAUUAUCUCUGAUAACUUCGAAUUAUAAAGUGAUACAAUGGAAUAUACAAUAGUAAUAAGUGUUUCAUCGUGCUCCACUCUAUGGUCUAGAGUGGACAAACAUUGAGGCGAGAAUCACCCGGUCAUCAAACUUUGGUUAAGAAUGUUGAGAGAUAGGAGAAGAAAGAAGAUCUUGAACCAUUUUGUGCGUUAAGUCGAUCGAGGGUAAAUUUCAAAUCGUAAUUUCACAUACUCGGACUUCUUGUGCUCAAAUAAAUGUCGCUGGUUAUAGAGAACUUGACGCAAAGCGAUCACAAUUAGCACGCUACUCAUUUCAUCUUUGCGCGUCGGACAGAAGAAUUAGAUAUCUGAAAACCUACGUAUUCUCAUUUAUAUCUCCCUAUUUCCAUCAGCAUGCAAACCAUUGUUCUCGAUCGGCCUAAGCGCAAGCAGAUUCAAAGAAACAACAGCAGCGGCAG